AUGGAUAAAACCGUUUUAGCGGAAAAGAUUCUCGGUUGUAAAAGCCAACCUGUUGAUGAGGAAAACACGAAGUUGAAAAUCUAUUUCGAAGCGAAAUCGGUCAAUGCUCAAACACAGUGCCAACGGGACAAAUUGAAGUCACUCAUGGAUGAUUGGAAGAAAGUGCUUGCUGCUCACUUCACUGUUGACCCGGACCAGAUUGAUUUCAAACGUGAGUUUCAUCGACAAUUCGUCUCAUUACGAAACACUUGA
Echinostoma caproni is the source of this 252-nucleotide messenger RNA. Lineage: Eukaryota; Metazoa; Platyhelminthes; Trematoda; Plagiorchiida; Echinostomatidae. The record is from the annotation of a GenBank genome assembly.